GAGCACUGCAAAGAAGCCUACUACGCUGGACCCUGCCUUUCAUUCAGCUCGCAGUACGCAUUCGACUUGGCAGUGAGCGACUGCGUGGAAUUUCAGUACGGGGGUUGUGCCGGCCGAAGGAACAGGUUCCAUUCUAGGACAGCCUGCCUGCAAGAGUGUCUCCACUUCAAUUCUACUAAAAGUUCGUCUGCGUACCUGUCUUGA
This is a messenger RNA of Helobdella robusta, 204 nucleotides long. RefSeq lists its product as hypothetical. Gene Ontology annotation, molecular function: serine-type endopeptidase inhibitor activity. The record is from RefSeq and is a predicted model, not a curated record. The transcript has a single exon. NCBI's taxonomy places the organism in Eukaryota, Metazoa, Annelida, Clitellata, Rhynchobdellida, Glossiphoniidae. The annotation marks the transcript as partial.